Galeopterus variegatus (Sunda flying lemur) is the source of this 1554-nucleotide messenger RNA. Its product is annotated as sorting nexin-25-like. Bases 1 to 1044 code for a protein of 347 amino acids. Gene Ontology annotation, molecular function: phosphatidylinositol binding. NCBI's taxonomy places the organism in Eukaryota, Metazoa, Chordata, Mammalia, Dermoptera, Cynocephalidae. Gene Ontology annotation, cellular component: intracellular membrane-bounded organelle; early endosome membrane. The transcript is spliced from 9 exons. The record is from RefSeq and is a predicted model, not a curated record.
AUGACAUUGGCUUUAAAGAAGAGGAAAACAAAAGCAAAAGAUCAUCCAUUUCAUCUCUAUACCGAUGAGUGGAGGGUUACAGAAGAGAAUGGUGAACAAAUGCCUUGUUACUUUGUCAUGGUAAGCCUACAAGAAGUUGGAGGAGUUGAAACUAAGAACUGGACAGUCCCAAGAAGGCUCAGUGAGUUUCAGAAUUUACACCGGAAACUUAGUGAGUGUGUCCCAUCUUUAAAAAAAGUCCAGUUGCCUUCUCUUAGCAAGCUGCCUUUCAAAUCUGUAGAUCAAAAGUUUAUGGAAAAGUCAAAGAAUCAAUUAAAUAAGUUUUUACAGAAUCUGCUUUCAGAUGAAAGACUGUGUCAGAGUGAAGCACUUUAUGCCUUUUUGAGCCCUUCUCCUGACUACCUCAAGGUUAUUGAUGUGCAGGGGAAAAAAACCACUUUUUCAUUAUCUUCAUUUUUGGAAAGACUUCCUCGUGACUUCUUCUCCCACCAGGAGGAGGAGGCAGAAGAGGAUAGUGACCUGUCAGAUUAUGGUGAUGACAUGGAUGGAAAGAAAGAUGCAUUGGCUGAACCAUGUUUCAUGUUGAUUGGGGAGAUUUUUGAACUUCGAGGAAUGUUUAAAUGGGUGAGAAGAACAUUAAUUGCUCUCGUUCAGGUCACUUUUGGAAGAACCAUCAACAAACAAAUCCGGGACACAGUGAACUGGAUUUUCAGUGAGCAAAUGUUGGUUUACUACAUCAGUGUCUUCCGGGAUGCUUUUUGGCCAAAUGGGAAAUUGGCGCCACCGACCAAAAUCAGAAGCAAAGAGCAAAGUCAGGAAACAAAACAGAGAGCCCAGCAAAAGCUACUUGAAAACAUUCCAGAUAUGCUUCAGAGCCUUGUUGGACAGCAAAAUGCUCGCCAUGGUAUAAUAAAAAUAUUCAAUGCACUGCAAGAAACAAGAGCUAAUAAACAUUUGUUAUAUGUGCUGAUGGAACUUCUGCUAAUUGAACUGUGUCCUGAGCUGAGAACUCAUUUAGAUCAAUUUAAAGCUGGUCAAGUUUGAGACUGCACAAAUAAACCACCAGAGAAAUGUCUGUGUAAUAGACAUGAAACAUUUUCCUCUUUUCCACAGAGGGCCUGAGAACCAUAUUGAUUUUUAUUUUAGUUACCUCCCUCUAAUUUUAUGUGAAAUAAGCAGAAUUGAGGGGGACAGGGACUUGACGCUAUAGUGGGCAACAGGAAAAAAAACUUGUUUAUUGAUUUUUAUUUAAAUAAUAUAAAUACUUUAAAGUUCAACAUACUGAUUGAAAUACAAAUGUUAAUAUGUGAUAAGAAUCUAGGAAAUAUUUUAAAUAUUUAUGAAAAUGGUUUUGUUUUAAAAUAAAGAACUGUGAAUAUUGUACAGUUUAUUUCCUCACUGAGGAUUCUGAACAUUCCUAUAUUAUUUCAUGUGUAUUAAAGAACAUUGAUGUGCAAUGCUUUGUGUAAAGUUGUUGUGAAAAUUUUAUUGUCUUUAUUUUUACCAAAGAUUUCCCAUAGUUUGAAGCAUUUGAUGCAAUAAAAUAUAAAAAUG